Cooperia oncophora is the source of this 483-nucleotide messenger RNA. The record is from the annotation of a GenBank genome assembly. NCBI's taxonomy places the organism in Eukaryota, Metazoa, Nematoda, Chromadorea, Rhabditida, Trichostrongylidae.
UACAGGAAGCAUGAAGAGUUCAGCUUUCAUCCUUCUGUUGACACAACAGAGGUACCUCGCAAACGAAAGGAUCGAGGGAACUCGAGUCAUCCAGUUCGCUUGUCGUGUUCCGUGCAACAGAUGAACUGUUUUCUGCACAGUAACGACCACUGGAAGACUCCACCUUUGUGGCCUGAUGAAUACGGACAAUUCUGUUUCUGUCAGAACUCCAACAACAACACUUACUGGUGCCUGAGGACCAUCAACGAAGUCGAGAACUUUUUAUAUUGCGAGUUUGUCACCGAGUUCGUCAGCUACUACGAUUUGAACGAAGAUCCAUAUCAGUUGCACAACAUCGUGUAUUCGUUGGAAAUGAGCACACUGGAGCGAUUGAGCGAACGUCUACGACUGCUACGAGAAUGCAAAGGCGCCUCUUGUGAGCGUUAUUCCGGUACCAAUUGGGAGCAACACAUUGAGCCACCACUCACGGCACCACAUCCUUGA